AUGGUGCAACGAGCCACUCAAGGACAGGAGGAGUUGACGACAGACACAGUAAGACAGUUGCAAGAAGCAGCAGGCGCCUACGAACAGAACGUAUGGAGCAGACAGGGAGCAAGGCAAGACCAUCAUGGGAUUUGGAGAUCUCACACAGGAAAAACAGUGGGACCUGCAAAACUCCUCAGAUCAAUCUUAAGGGAAGAGCAUGAGAAGGCUCAUGGAGGAUGGAAAAGUGUCGCAAAAUCAGUUGAGAAAGCAUGGUGGCAUCCACACAUGUUGGACAUGGCAAGAGAGACAUCAGAGAGCUGUGAAGUGUGCAAACAAUACAACAACAAAGUGUCACUUGGAGCAGUGAUAGGCAGCUUCCCAAUACCUGAAGCGCCAUUUCAAGACAUUUGCAUAGAUUUCACGGACAUGGGACAGGACAACAGAGUGGAAGGAAAAAGAUACCUGUUGGUAAUGGUUGACAGAUUCACCAGAUGGGUGGAAGCCAUCCCCACAGCAAGAGAAGACGCAAAGGCUGUGAUUAAAUGGCUGAGGAGGGACCUCAUUCCAAGGUUCGGGGUCCCGCGAAUGGUCCGUUCCGACAACGGUACCCAUUUCAAGAACAAACACCUGAGGGAGGUAGAGCAGGCCCUAGGAAUCACCCACAAGUUCGGGUCAGUAUACCACCCCCAAUCGCAGGGACUCGUAGAGAGAGCUAACCAAUCGCUGAAACGAAAAAUGGCCAAAAUCAUGGCCGGAACUAAACUGAAGUGGGUAGAUGCGCUGCCCCUAGCUCUAAUGUCAAUGAGAAACUCACCUGGGUCUGACACCCAUUUAACGCCCCAUGAGCUUAUGACAGGACGCAGAAUGCCAGGGCCACCAGCAGACAAUCUUAGUAUGCCUAGGCUAGAUAUUGCAAAAAUCAGAUACACAGACUACAUGCAGGCGCUAAUUUCUCUUGUUGAAAGAUUGUCUAAACAGGUGGUGGAAGUGCGCACUCCUGCUGUUGAAACCACGGACGAGAACAGAGACAUCCUGGUGGGAGAUUGGGUGAGAGUGAAGGUGCAUUCCAGAAAGUGGACGGAGCCAAGGUGGGAAGGGCCCUUCCGGGUAAAAGAGGUAUCAAGCCACUCGUUGCGGGUGAACACGAGCAAGAAAGACGUGUGGUACCACAGGACACACUGUGCCAAGGACAUAGUUCCAGGAAGGACUCUAGAUCAGGUACAACAGGACUUGGCAACAGAAGGGGAGUGAUGAUGAUGUUGUGGUUAGGAGUGGGGCUGGCCUUAUGGGGAACAGUAUUCUCAGCUCCCAAUCAGUACCAUAACAUAGUCAUUACCUUACAGGAAGGGGAAUCUCAAGUGAUGUCCCUAGAACCAUGUAAGAUCUGGUCAUGGAGGAAUAGGGCUAGUGGAAUUGGGGACACUGGUUGCAAUUGGAACCAGAAGGAAAACUGUAACAAAAUGUAUCCCCAUGUGUUAAAGAGAGGUACUUAUCUGUGUGAGGGAAAGUGGUGUCCAUAUUGGGACUAUAUGAUCACAAAUGUUGGCACCUUCUGGGAAUGGCGUAGAGGCUAUCCGUAUGCAUUAGGAGAUGCUUCUAAAGCAGCUAGGUUUUCAAUGAUAAGGGGUGUACAGGGGUCAAAAGGGGGUGCAUGUAAAGGUGAUGAAAUCCUACUAACCAUCCAAGACAUUAAACUUACAGACGCAGGUGUGUACACCUUAGCAGCAGUACGAUCCGGACCAGACACCAUGGGUAUGUUCACCAUCGCAGUCACACCCAAACCUGCAGCUGGGGAGAGACAGACCCAGUUGGACCACACCCCCGCUCCAGGACCAGCUCAACUUCAACCCACUAAGCCCUGACGGGAGCAUAACAAAGGCCCUUGUUGGCCUGGAGAAGUUGUCAGCAGAAAUGGAGAGCAUGGCUGGAGUGGAGAGUGGUGGGCUGUUCUCCUGGCUGAGUGACUGGUUUGGUGAGUACUCUUCUAUGGUGGUUACUGGAUUUCUGACCCUAGUAAUUGUGUUUUUGCUGUUAAUGUGUUGUGCUGCUUGCAUCGUCCCCUGUCUCAGGAGGUCAGUGGUAGAAGUGGUGCAGGCAUCAGGUAUGAUGCUGUUGUUACCGGCCCAGGAUGAUGCGGGUGACUCUGCUACUGAUUCUGAGACCAAGCUGGAUGAUCCAUGGUUUGCCUAGUAAAAUAUAUACACGCAUUUAUUUUCAGUUCUUGCUCAUUUAUUACCUUAUGUUUUUACUAACCACUGUGAUUGUUUAUUCCUCCUGAUGUGAAGGUAAAGGAUUCCUGGGUGGCUGGUAGCCAACUCAGUACAUGUUAGGUGUAGGGGAGGAAUAGAGGGUUAAAAUUAUUUUUAUUUUUAUUUUUUAUUAACAUUAAAUGUUGUGCUUUAAUUUCCAUAUCCUGUUAUUCUUAAGGGUGAUUAUACUCUGUUUAGAGUGACACCAUAAAUGGUGUCAAAAGAGGGAAUUCUAAAAUGUCCCUUUAAAAAUAUUUAAUCACACCCUAGAGUUUUAAUAAUCUUGUGUUUUAUGCUUUAUUAAUCAAGUUAACCAUUGGGAAUGUUUGUCUUUCCUUAUGUGAAGGUUUGAAGUGCCUGGGUGACUUGUAGCCAACCGUUUGCAAGUUGGGUGUAGAUGGAAGGACUGAGGGUUUUUAUUUUUUAGUAUCAUUAUGGCCUCUUAAUAAAAGUGUGAUUAUUUUUGUUUGUAUUGUAUUUUAAUGAGUGACACCCUGGAGGGUGUCAAAAGGGGGAUUGUUGGGUUCUAUUUUUCUCAUAAUUGGAUCUGUAUGUGAUGAAUAACUUAGAAGGAAUGCAUUAAUGAGGAGCAUAGGUUUGUACUAUACUGAUAUAAAUUGUUUCACAUAACAGGCUGUGAUUCAUGUAAGGAACGUUAGGGGAAGGAUAGAUAAGACUUGUAUUUCUCACAGAUACGAACACUGCUUCUUUGUGAUCUGUGAACCUUCCAAGGACAUGGGUACUGCAAAAAAAAAGUGCUGACUCUACAGGUUAUUAUGAUAGCAACUUAUGCCUGGGAACGGUGGAGCGCCAAGGGGUGGAGCGCCAAGGGGUUGGGACUAACCCGUGCGCCAACGGAUUGGCUGAGUAAAGUCUAAACCACACUCAGUCCUUUACUCUGAUUGGCCAACAGAAGAGGUGGGAACUCUCUGUCAGAGUAUUUGAGAAAGUACCUGUAAACAAUGGUUUAGUUCUCUGUCUGCCCUGCGUGGUUUUUCAGUGAGCCCGUAUACGAACCUUCAUACUUAUCAUACAUACAUUUUGCAUAUAAUAAAUUUAGCUUGGAUUGAAUAUCUCUUGAUUAUGUUUUCUCUUAUUCCAAUACCAGAUUUGAAUUACGCAAUUUCUAACAACAGAUAAUAAGUUGAACAGUUUUAUAAGGAGGUGGAGUAGCAAGUCUACAGUAACUUACGUAUCUGUGCACUCCACAGCCAUCCAGGGGCACACUGUACAGGUCAGAGGUCAUCCUGUGGGGGGUGCAGGACACGUGACUGUCCGCAGGCAGAGGGGGAGGGAUGACCAUGGGGUCCACCAGAGAGCCAGGGACCGCCAAGACAAAUUGACGCCCCGAUGUACACUCUGAGGGUUGACACACACACACCCUGAGGACCUAAGACACAAUCAGCACAUUGUGGAAAUUAAAGAGUAGUAAAGCAGUUCGAAAACUGACAUUCCCAAAAUACCAAGCAUGUACCCAUGGCCUUGGACACGCUGGAAGACCAUUUCCAUUCCUCCUAUCUCAGACAUUCCCCUGGGAAGUGUUUUGAUGUCGGCGAAACACCAAAAAAGCCAACUGUUAUGGCCUCUCCAUAGCAACACCAAGACCAGUAGUUUGAGAUCGAGAGACUAACCAUUCACAAGGUAAGAGCAGCAACCUAAGAAGCCGUCACAGUCAUGGUGGGACAAGCCACAGGGUGUGUGUGUAUCUGCCUUGAAACCAGGGUCUGUAUACACACGGGAAACAUGAGCGUGAAAAACCCAGCAGUGUUGCAGUUCUUGACACAAACCGGUGCGCCUGGCACCUACUACCAUACCCCGUUCAAAGGCACUUCAAUCUUUUGUCUUGCCCAUUCAACCCUCUGAAUGGCACACAUACACAAUCCAUGUCUCAAUUGUCUCAAGGCUUAAAAAUCUAUAUUUCACCCAUCUCCUCCCCUUUAUCUACACUGAUUGAAGUGAAUCAAUAAGGGAUCAUAGCUGUCACCUGGAUUCACCUGGUCAGUCUAAUGGAAAGAGCGGGUGUUCCUAAUGUUUUGUUCACUCAGUGUAAAAUGCAACAUUAUUAAGCAAAGAAAUUGGUUCAGCAAAUUCCAUGUAAAAGCAAAAAGCACAGUCAAGUAGCCCUGAGUCAUAAUUUCCAUCCCAUGUCAUAGUGCAAUAUGAGUGCCAUGGCUCACCUUUGAUGUGAUCCCACAGGCAGUGAAGGGUGCAGAUAUAAGCAGCUGUUGCCUGUCCAUACUGUAGCCACACUGCAGGGCCAGCGAAAGCAGUGGCGUCCAUUCACCUCUCACUGCAGGGGGAAACCAACACAUCUCACAUAAGACCUGACAGUAUCCCCGCAAACUCAUGAUAGCAGCAGAAAUAUAGUUACAGAAACAUUGGAUUCAGUCCAAAUUAUGCCUCUAAAUCUGUCUGUUCAGCAGCCAUAGCGUGCAGGCUAUGUACAAUUGUGAUACAUUAUACAAUAUAACUCCACACUUACCCUUGACUCUGAGCUCCUCUUUGGCUCCAUGUCCUUGCAAUCUGACAGUCAUUCCCUGAGACGAGCAGCAGAGGGAGGAGGGGGCCAGGGCCUGAGCCUGGGACACUGGGCAGGACAUCUUCACAGGGGUCCCUCUCCAGAUCAGAGGCAACACAUAACUACCAUCCUGUCAGCAGCACCGCAGGCCACAGGAAAGGAGUGA
This is a messenger RNA of Coregonus sp. 'balchen', 4915 nucleotides long. The record is from the annotation of a GenBank genome assembly. NCBI's taxonomy places the organism in Eukaryota, Metazoa, Chordata, Actinopteri, Salmoniformes, Salmonidae.